GGAACUCGCUGCCGAUUCUGUCCCGACUUGGGAGCCCAGGACUGCAGGGGACCGGUUGGCGUCCCAGAGCGGACGGGUCAUCAGGUUUCAAGAUGCUUCAAAUACACAGGAGCAACCUGACCCCACUAAGGGUCAGCCUCUCCAGAGCCCUUCACCACAAAGCUGUCAUGGCUCUCAGACGGGAGGAUGUCAACGCCUGGGAGAGAAGAGCGCCUCUGGCCCCCAAGCACAUCAAAGGGAUCACCAGUCUGGGCUACAAGGUCUUGAUACAGCCUUCCAAUCGGCGGGCCAUUCAUGAUAAGGAAUACGUCAAAGCUGGUGGCAUUCUUCAGGAGGACAUUUCCGAAGCUUGUCUAAUUUUGGGAGUUAAAAGACCUCCAGAGGAUAAACUAAUGCCCAAGAAAACUUAUGCAUUCUUCUCCCACACAAUAAAAGCUCAAGAGGCCAAUAUGAACUUGUUGGAUGAGAUUCUAAAACAGGAAAUCCGACUUAUUGAUUAUGAAAAAAUGGUGGAUCAUAGAGGGGUACGAAUAGUGGCAUUUGGACAGUGGGCCGGUGUGGCAGGGAUGAUCAACAUUUUACAUGGAAUGGGUUUAAGGCUCCUUGCUUUGGGACAUCACACACCUUUUAUGCAUCUUGGCAUGGCUCAUAACUACAGGAAUAGCAGCCAGGCUGUGCAAGCUGUCCGCGAUGCUGGCUAUGAAAUAUCUCUGGGUUUAAUGCCAAAGUCUAUAGGGCCCUUAACAUUUGUAUUCACAGGGACUGGUAAUGUAUCCAAGGGAGCCCAAGAAGUCUUUAAUGAACUGCCCUGUGAAUAUGUGGAGCCCCAUGAAUUAAAAGAAGUUUCCCAAACUGGAGACCUCAGGAAAGUGUAUGGGACGGUGUUAAGUCGACAUCAUCAUCUUGUCAGGAAAACAGAUGGUGUGUAUGACCCUGUAGAGUAUGACAAACAUCCUGAGCGGUACAUAAGUCGUUUUAAUACUGAUAUUGCACCUUAUACAACUUGUUUAAUUAAUGGAAUCUACUGGGAACAAAACACUCCUCGCCUAUUAACCCGCCACGAUGCUCAAAGUCUCUUGGCUCCAGUCAAGUCCUCAGUUGCUCCUGUUGAAGGCUGCCCUGCAUUACCUCACAGACUUGUGGCAAUAUGUGACAUUUCAGCGGACACAGGAGGAUCUAUAGAUUUCAUGACGGAGUGUACUACAAUAGAGCAUCCUUUUUGCAUGUAUGACGCUGACCAGCAUAUUAUUCAUGAUAGUGUUGAAGGCUCUGGGAUUCUGAUGUGUUCUAUUGACAAUUUGCCAGCACAACUUCCAAUUGAAGCUACAGAAUACUUUGGAGACAUGCUUUACCCUUAUGUUGAAGAAAUGUUAUUAUCGGAUGCAUCACAGCCUCUUGAAAGUCAAAAUUUUUCUCCUGUGGUGCGAGACGCAGUGAUCACAUCCAACGGUACAUUGACUGAUAAAUACAAAUAUAUCCAGAAACUUCGAGAGAGUAGAGAACGUGUUCAAUCAAUUUCAAUGAGUACCAAGAAAAAGGUCUUGGUUCUUGGAUCUGGCUACGUGUCUGAACCUGUGUUAGAAUACCUGUCAAGAGACAGAAACAUAGAAAUAACAGUAGGCUCUGACAUGAUGAAUCAAAUUAAACAGUUAAGCAAGAAAUAUAAUAUCAAUCCUGUUAGCAUGAACAUUUGUACACAAGAAGAAAAGUUGGGCUCCUUGGUGGCAACACAGGAUCUUGUCAUCAGCCUGUUGCCUUAUGUGUUGCAUCCUAUCGUGGCCAAGGCAUGUGUCGAAAGCAAAGUUAACAUGAUCACUGCAAGCUACAUCACACCAGCCCUAAAAGAACUGGAAAAGAGUGUGGAGGAUGCUGGAAUCACUGUCAUUGGUGAAUUGGGAUUGGACCCUGGGCUGGAUCACAUGUUGGCAAUGGAAACAAUUGAUAAGGCCAAAGAAGUGGGAGCCACGAUUGAAUCUUACAUUUCCUACUGUGGUGGGAUCCCAGCCCCUGAACAUUCAGACAACCCUUUGAGAUACAAAUUUAGCUGGAGUCCAGUGGGCGUUUUGAUGAAUAUCAUGCAGCCUGCCACCUAUCUGCUCAAUGGAAAGGUCGUGAAYGUCACAGGAGGGGUGUCCUUUUUGGACGCAGUCACUUCCAUGGAUUACUUCCCGGGACUGAAUCUGGAAGGGUAUCCCAAUAGAGACAGUACCAGAUACGCUGAGAUCUACGGCAUUCCGUCUGCCCACACGCUGCUGCGGGGGACACUGAGGUAUAAGGGAUAUUCCAAAGCUCUGAAUGGAUUUGUAAAACUGGGUCUGAUCAACAGAGAGGAAUAUCCUGCUCUUCGACCUGAGGCCAACCCUCUCACCUGGAAACAACUCCUCUGUGACCUAGUUGGAAUUUCACGCUCCUCCACGUGUGAUAUGCUUAAGGAAGCUGUCCUCAAGAAACUGGGAGGGGACAAAAGCCAGCUGGAGGCUGCUGAAUGGUUGGGCUUACUUGGGGAAGAUCAAGUCCCCCAGGCUGACUCCAUCGUGGACGCCCUCUCCAAGCAUUUGGCCUUGAAGCUCUCCUAUGGCCCUGAGGAAAAAGACAUGAUUGUGAUGAGAGACAGCUUUGGAAUCAGACAUCCUUCUGGACAUUUAGAAAAUAAAACUAUUGAUCUUGUGGUUUAUGGAGAUUGCAAUGGCUUUUCAGCAAUGGCUAAAACUGUGGGGUUACCCACUGCCAUGGCAGCCAAAAUGUUGCUUAAUGGUGAAAUUGAAGCCAAAGGCCUGAUGGGGCCCUUCUCCAAGGAGAUCUAUGGGCCCAUUUUGGAUCGGAUUAAAGCAGAAGGCAUUAUAUAUACUACACAGAGCACAAUCAAGCUAUAAUUGGGAAUUUUAUUGUUUUUAUCUUCCCAAACAACACAACUCUCAACGUUUGUGUGAUAAAUAUGAUUGUUAAUAUGCUAUUUUAUAAAGUAUAAAGCAUGAUAUAUUUUGAUUAAAUUAAUACAAUGGCUUUUGAAAUGCAAAUCUCUAUUUUAAAAUGAAAUUUUUUUAGAAUAGGAGAAUGUUUGUCAUUACCAGAGAAAUUUAGUAAUUCUACCAUGUACUUUUUCAUAUAUAUAUAUGUAAAAGUGAU
Urocitellus parryii (Arctic ground squirrel) is the source of this 3126-nucleotide messenger RNA. RefSeq names its product aminoadipate-semialdehyde synthase (gene Aass). The record is from RefSeq and is a predicted model, not a curated record. Gene Ontology annotation, molecular function: saccharopine dehydrogenase activity. Gene Ontology annotation, cellular component: cytoplasm. NCBI's taxonomy places the organism in Eukaryota, Metazoa, Chordata, Mammalia, Rodentia, Sciuridae.